UUUUCUUCAUAAGAACAAGAGCUUUCAUUCUCAAACGAGCAGCACGCGCUCCUCAACAAGACAAGGAUGAACUGUGGUGUGUGUGUGUGUGUACUUCUGGCCGCCCUCUCGGUCACCUAUGCGGCUCGCACCCGCUCCUCUCCUGUGCAAGAUGAGAACAAUGCUCUGCCCUCGCAGAUGGACUCCAGCAUGAGCGCUGGACACGAUGCCAACCCCCGCGCCAACCUCAAUGAGCUGCUGGCCAGACUUAUCUCCAGGAAAGGUUCUGUUCGUCGGAACUCUGUGGCGAACAGCAAGGCGAGUGCUUUGAGCGCUAACCACCGGAUAAAAGACCGGGACUACUUGGGAUGGAUGGACUUCGGUCGCCGGAGUGCCGAGGAAUACGAUUACUCCUCAUGAGGGACCACGCCUCAUUCAUCACUUUCCUAAAUAAAGAAUAUAUUUAUUAUUAUCUCCCUUCUUCUUAUAAUGAUGCUGAUGAUGUAUUUGAUGUACAUGUUUGUAAAUUGAUGAUGCAAUAUACACUUAUGCCAAAUAUUUUCAGAAA
This is a messenger RNA of Tachysurus vachellii, 547 nucleotides long. RefSeq names its product cholecystokinin b (gene cckb). The record is from RefSeq and is a predicted model, not a curated record. Gene Ontology annotation, molecular function: neuropeptide hormone activity. The transcript is spliced from 3 exons. The coding region runs from base 67 to 399 and encodes 110 amino acids. Gene Ontology annotation, cellular component: extracellular region; axon. Gene Ontology annotation, biological process: digestion. NCBI's taxonomy places the organism in Eukaryota, Metazoa, Chordata, Actinopteri, Siluriformes, Bagridae.